ACAGGAAAAUGUAAAAUAGCACUCUUAACAACUGGUUCAGAAAUUACAGGUCCACGUAAACAACGGAAACAACUGGUUGGCUGACACCAACUGUGGUUCUAUCCUGUGGAUUACGUGAUUGCUUACUAUACAUUAUGCUGGACUGUUGAAGUCAACUAAAGCGAUUUGUCGCAAUAAGGUUUAUAAAUACGUGUGGCUGAAAAAUUACGUCAUUCAAGGAGUAAAAAACGUGGCAGUGACCAGCUCGUAUGGUAUAUGAUGGUUAUUCUACAGUUGAAAGACACCAAAUUGUCAAGAUAUUCUCUGAAUUGUUUAGUUACAAUUUUAGGAAACACACUCAUAUCUAAACUAGAAGGGUACCAUCAGUUGGCUAUAAUCGUGGUAGAAUCAUAUUUCCGACAGAAGUUUUUUAGAUCUACCCAACUUGACAAAAAUGGCACGCUAUAAUCACAUUGCAACAGCUCCACUUUUAUUCCUGAUUAUAAUCAUGUUUUUUUCUCAAAUAAUUCCAAGUAACUCGAGAUCAAUGAGAAGAAAGAAGGCCCGAAACGCUGAUUUAGACAUAUCGGAGCUUAUGGAAACUUACAGAAAUCCUUGUCCGGAAAUGUUCGAAUAUGAACAAGUAGACGACAAUCUCUGGAAAGGAAUAAUAAGAGUUGCGAAAGAUCCCCAAAGUGAACCUAAUAUUCUAGACGUGACAAUGAUGGUUUUGGGAAUGGACCCUAUUGGAGAAAUGCUUCGAGUAGAUUAUGUAGGACCGGAAGAUGACUUAUUAGUAUAUGAACUUAUGCUUCCGGUAUCAAGUAUUGAAGAUUGGGCGAUGCUUGAGCUAAGUGUAAAUAAUGAGAUCGUUUGUAAAUCCGGCAUGGAUGAUGAAAGUCUGCCUAUGACUCGUGCGUACUUCAGAUCUAGAGCGAUUGCAACCAAAAGCGCACGAAGCUUGAGGAAGGCUAAAAGAAAUAAAAAUCGACGACGAGGGAGGAGAUACUAACACAAGAAAGCAGAAAAGGGAACUAGAAUACCA
Onthophagus taurus is the source of this 1024-nucleotide messenger RNA. Lineage: Eukaryota; Metazoa; Arthropoda; Insecta; Coleoptera; Scarabaeidae. The record is from RefSeq and is a predicted model, not a curated record.